Bactrocera neohumeralis is the source of this 1074-nucleotide messenger RNA. RefSeq lists its product as uncharacterized. The record is from RefSeq and is a predicted model, not a curated record. Gene Ontology annotation, biological process: DNA repair; telomere maintenance. The transcript is spliced from 2 exons. Bases 1 to 1074 code for a protein of 357 amino acids. Gene Ontology annotation, molecular function: DNA helicase activity. NCBI's taxonomy places the organism in Eukaryota, Metazoa, Arthropoda, Insecta, Diptera, Tephritidae.
AUGACUCAUAAAAAAUCUCUAGAAGCACUUGAUCGGACAUUGAAAGAUAUACGUGGCAAUGCUGGAAUAUUUGGUGGUGCAUUAAUUUUGUUGUCCGGCGAUUUUCGCCAAACAUUACCAGUGAUUCCAAGAUCAACACCGGCGGAUGAGAUCAACGCAUGCUUAAAGUCAUCGAUUUUGUGGCGACAUGUUCAAACUAUGACACUGAAUAUUAACAUGCGUGUUCAGUUGAACAAUGAUCCAUCUGCAUAUCACUUUUCAAAACAAUUGUUGGACAUCGGCAAUGGUAAAAUUCAAAGCACCAACGGAUUUAUAACGUUGCCAAACAAUUGUUGCACCAUUGUUGAAUCUCAUGAUGAACUAAUUGAUCGCGUCUUUCCAAACAUUGUUGGAAAUAUUAUGAAUCAUACUUGGUUAAGAGAACGCGCAAUACUGGCACCAAAAAAUGUUAAUGUAAAUGACAUUAAUUUUGAGAUUCAAGAAAAAUUGCCAGGUGUCGUAACAUCAUAUAAAUCAUUCGACAGCGCAAUGAAUCAAGAUGAUGCAGUAAAUUAUCCAAUUGAAUUUUUGAAUUCUUUGGAACCGCCUGGUAUGCCGCCUCAUUGCUUGAAUUUAAAGAUCGGCUCAUCCAUCAUUUUGUUACGUAAUUUAAAUGCACCAAAGCUUUGCAAUGGAACACGACUUGCAGUAAAAAAACUUAUGUUAAAUUUGAUUGAAGCCACAAUAUUGACUGGCACAGCGAAAGGUGAUGUUGUGCUUAUACCACGUAUUCCGAUAAUCCCGACUGACAUGCCUUUCGAAUUUAAGCGCUUGCAAUUUCCAGUGCGCCUGGCAUUUGCAAUGUCGAUAAAUAAAGCACAAGGGCAAACGCUUAAAGGUAAUAUGGAUGCUGAUAUGCCGGUUACACCAACGCCAACUAUACGUUCGGCUGUCAUUGUUCCACGCACUGGGGCUGCCCCCGUAGCAGUGCCCCGAACAACCACUGUAAUGUGCAUGUCACACAGAAGUGCGUGUCUGACACCAUGUGCCAGCACUGUGAGCGGUCACCGUCGCCCAUUCAUCUGCUUCCCGUAG